Zerene cesonia (dogface butterfly) is the source of this 1434-nucleotide messenger RNA. RefSeq names its product ATP synthase subunit beta, mitochondrial-like (gene Atpsyn-beta). The record is from RefSeq and is a predicted model, not a curated record. Gene Ontology annotation, biological process: proton motive force-driven mitochondrial ATP synthesis; proton transmembrane transport. Gene Ontology annotation, molecular function: proton-transporting ATP synthase activity, rotational mechanism; ATP binding. The transcript has 2 exons. Bases 130 to 1374 code for a protein of 414 amino acids. NCBI's taxonomy places the organism in Eukaryota, Metazoa, Arthropoda, Insecta, Lepidoptera, Pieridae.
AAGUGGUAACAUUAUACGUAUCUGACUUGCCGCAGAUAUCGUAUCGUAGGUAUAGGUUAUUACAUAAUUUUACUUUUCGACAAAUCCUUACCUAGCCCGUGCAUAUCAUUUAUUAAAAUUAAAAUUAAAAUGUUAGGGGCUGUAGGAAGAGUGGGUAGCAGCCUUCUGGCUGCAAAAUCUGUUGCAGAAUGUGGAAAAAUCGUGUCCGUUUCUGCAGGAAACAGAAAUUAUGCUGCCAAAGCUGCAGGCAAAGGGCAAGGUAAGGUAGUUGCAGUCAUCGGUGCCGUCGUCGACGUUCAGUUCGAAGACAAUCUACCACCCAUCCUAAAUGCCUUGGAAGUACAAAACCGAUCCCCAAGGCUCGUUCUUGAGGUGGCGCAACAUUUAGGAGAGAACACCGUCCGCACCAUCGCCAUGGACGGUACCGAAGGUUUGGUCCGCGGUCAGCCCGUGCUCGACUCUAAAGCUCACGGUGGUUACUCAGUAUUCGCCGGAGUGGGUGAGCGCACCCGUGAGGGUAACGAUUUGUAUCAUGAGAUGAUUGAGUCCGGUGUAAUCUCUCUGAAGGACAAGACAUCCAAGGUAGCUCUUGUGUACGGACAGAUGAAUGAGCCUCCCGGCGCCCGUGCCCGUGUUGCUCUGACUGGUUUGACUGUGGCUGAGUACUUCAGAGACCAGGAGGGUCAGGAUGUGCUGCUUUUCAUUGAUAACAUUUUCCGUUUCACUCAGGCUGGUUCAGAGGUAUCUGCCUUGUUGGGUCGUAUUCCCUCUGCUGUGGGUUACCAACCCACUUUGGCCACUGACAUGGGUACUAUGCAGGAACGCAUCACCACCACCAAGAAGGGCUCCAUCACAUCAGUGCAGGCUAUCUAUGUACCUGCCGAUGACUUGACUGACCCCGCCCCAGCCACAACCUUUGCUCACUUGGACGCCACCACUGUGCUGUCCCGUGCUAUUGCUGAGCUGGGUAUUUACCCUGCUGUGGACCCCCUCGACUCGACCUCUCGUAUUAUGGACCCCAACAUCAUUGGUGCUGAGCACUACAAUGUUGCACGUGGCGUUCAGAAGAUUCUGCAGGACUACAAGUCCCUCCAGGAUAUCAUUGCUAUCUUGGGUAUGGAUGAGUUAUCUGAGGAAGACAAACUGACUGUUGCACGUGCACGUAAAAUCCAGAGAUUCUUGUCCCAACCUUUCCAAGUUGCUGAAGUAUUCACAGGUCAUGCUGGUAAAUUGGUACCCCUUGAGGAGACCAUCAAAGGUUUCUCAAAGAUCUUGCAAGGAGAAUAUGACCACCUUCCUGAGGUUGCCUUCUACAUGGUUGGACCUAUUGAAGAAGUAGUUGCUAAGGCCGAAACACUUGCAAAGAAUGCAUAAUUGUCAUACAGUGAAGAAUGAAAGUGUAAUCUUAUUUCAAAAUAAAUAUCUAUAGCUAAA